Tarenaya hassleriana is the source of this 1417-nucleotide messenger RNA. RefSeq lists its product as uncharacterized. The record is from RefSeq and is a predicted model, not a curated record. NCBI's taxonomy places the organism in Eukaryota, Viridiplantae, Streptophyta, Magnoliopsida, Brassicales, Cleomaceae. The coding region runs from base 726 to 1274 and encodes 182 amino acids. The transcript has 5 exons.
AUGGAAAAGCAUACAAAUCUGUAAAGAGACGCAAGUCAAUCUAAUCACAUUAUAAAAUCUCCCUCCACCACCUAUAAAAGACCCAAAUAGCUUAUUUAUAGAAAAAGGAAAAUAAUAAAAACGUGAAGAUAUUAGUGGAAAUUUUGAAAAGGAAAAACGCUAAAAUGAAACGGUUGGGAAAACGACGUCGUGCAACAAACCUCACAAUUCCCCAACGGUUGAGUCACCUGGCAGAUUCGUUAAAGCUAUUUAAGAAAGAAAUCUCUCUUGAAUUACUCUCCUACUUUCGUCACCUGCAGUUUAAGGAAGCUGAAUGAUUCGCUUGGUGGAUUCUCCGAUGGAUUCAAUCGUGAUCUCUAGGGUUUCGACAAGGUCUACGCAUCGAUCUCUUUAAUUCAGGCUUCUGAUUAAUUGCCGUGAUCGAUUUUUUUUAAGCUUUCGGACUGGUUCUCUUAUCAUCUGAAUUUCGGUUCUUGAUCCCUUGAAAUUCUCAAUUUCUCGAUUCUGCGAUUUCUUUUGCAGUCUUGUUCAUCGCCUGCAUAGACUUAGGAUCGUUGUAACGAGAAGGACUGCAGAAUUCGGCAUCGGUUUUCGCUUUGUGGAUUCGAACUUUGUAUAGAGUUCUCGGAUUGUGGACGAUUUUGCUCAUUCUAAAGAUAAUUCUGUCGGCAAGGGCGGAAGAAUUUCUAGUCAGAAUUGAUUGUUUGUCGUCCUUUCUGCGGAAAAUGUCUGGCGGCACCCCCAAGGGUGGAUACAUGAGGCAGAGGCAUAGCCAAGGUUAUGCAUCUGGAGGGGACGAUCUCGAGGACGAUGCUGGCUCGAGGCUGCAGCCUCUUUUGCCGGUGAGCCCUCGAAGUAAAACGUGGGUCGAGUUUCUAGAGAAUGGGCUUUGGAUUGCUUCUGCGGUGUUCAUCGUUUAUUUUGGUGACCGGCACUCCAACAUGCUACACAUACUCCUGCAUGAUGUUCGGAUCCGAAGGACGCCUCUGUAUCUCGGGAUGUUAGGGAUAGGAGUGAACAUCAUAAUAUUGAUCUACGAAAAGAUGUUAUCUUGGAGCAUCAGAAGGUUCGAAGGGAAAUGGGAACUGUGGAAUAUCUCUUCUUUGCCAUUCAUUACCCUCCUUGGCCUCGUCUCUUUUUGCCUGCUCUCAUUUGCUCUGUGGCCUAUUUGGGGCUUCUUGUCAAUUCCUCUUCUGUUCACGUUGUUCAUGGCUUGCCUUGUUGUGUUCCCAUAUCUUAUGAUCAUAAAAUCUUGCGAUUUUCGCUUAGAUUGAUUUGAUCCCUGGGACUCGACGAUAGUUUUUUUGAGUUUGAAUUCUGUCUUUUCGACUCGCGGGUAUCAAUUGAAUUUGGAUUUUUUUUCUUUCUUUUGGAUUUUUUUUUAAUAAUCCGGGAGAUCACCGGUCUUUCAGCUUAA